Molecule: messenger RNA, 9311 nt
Organism: Paramuricea clavata
Lineage: Eukaryota; Metazoa; Cnidaria; Anthozoa; Malacalcyonacea; Plexauridae
Source: the annotation of a GenBank genome assembly
AUGAGUAAACGUUGCUUUUUAUCUACAGCUUUUCAAGAAAUGCUUAACCAAAAUUAUGAGAAUGAAAGGAAAACUAAAGAGGUAAUUUAGAUUGUUUUAUAGAUUGUUUUCAGUGAUGGUCGACAUGAUGUAGCGACAGCAACAAAGCCGGUUUUAAAUUCAAGGCUCACCAUUGAUAUAUUGUAAAAGUGUGGUUUUAGACUACGUAAUUAGGAUUAUACACAUCUCGCUCUGUAAUUGAAUGUAAUUGUAAUGAAGUUUCGAUAUUCGCUUGAUAUAAAAACUUUUACAAAUAUUAUUUUAUUUCCCACGAAGCGGAAAAUGUUAUCAACUUUUAACCUAUAUUAAAACUAUAUCAAUAACAUGUUUUUCUCGCAAAGCACAAUGAAGUUUUCUGAAACCGGACGUCUGGUGAUGUUCGCGUGUUCUCAUAACAGAAUGCCAAAAAAUAUAGGUAGAGUCCAAUCGCCCCUGCAUGCAGUAAUAUCUGAACAAAUUACAGUACUUUACGUCGCAAUGUUUCGAUCCUAUAUAGUAUCUUCUUGUAUACUCGAUGGAUUUGUGCUCCUUUGCUGCCAAUCGUUUAUCUAUAAGACAAUUGCAUUCUAUAAUAUUCCAUAUGACCGUCAUAUAAUUGUCUCUUUCUAGCUUGACUCCUUUACCUUAAUCGAGAUUGGAAAGACGGCAUUGAAGAAUGGCGAACUUCAGAUUGCAGAACAGUCUUUUGGUAAGGCGAUACGAAAGGAGAAGUUGGGAGAACAUCGAACCAAACAAAAUCCUGAGGCUUAUUAUUAUCUGGCAGACGUUUUAGAAAAGAAAGCAGGAAAAGAUGACGUGGAAUUGGGACAAAAACAACGUCUUUUACUCCAAGCAGCAUCACUAUACAACUUUGUAGACAAUUGCUUGAAAUCAGGUUCAGUAGAAGGCGAUUUCGUAGAAAAAACGUCACGGUCACUUCCGUCAAAAUUGAAGGAUGUCGAAGAUAGUCUAGUUUUAAAUAUUGGAGGCAAUCCUGCUCGUUGUCACUUCAAUUGUGAAACCAAGAGAAAUGAUUUAAAUCAAUUACGUGAUGAGGUCAAGAGCAUUUUAAUUUCGUUAGAUCGAAGAUUUGAUGACAAAAAUGAAACAAAUGAAAACCUCCUUCGAGAUGUUUUUGUUGAACAAACCGAAGAUAUCAAUGAAUUGUGCCGAAUGAUAUCAUCACGAAUCAAACAAUUGUUUUCUCAAAUUGUCAAAGAGUGUUUGGAGAUUCUUGGAAAACCACCAUGCGAAUAUGAAGUUGUGGUUCUUGGAUCUCUGGCACGAGACGAGAUGACACCAUAUUCAGAUCUUGAAUGGGCAAUUUUGAUAACUUCUGAAGAGGAGAAAUGCAAGAUUUUCUUUCGUAAUUUAACGAACCUGGUUCAUUUACAGGUAAGUACAGCUUUUGAAAAAGUGGAAGAACCAUACUUCAUAGUUAGCAUGAAAGGGAUUUAAAUUAUUCAGGUGGAAAAGUCUCAGUUUGCAGGUGUUAGUUCCAUUUUUUAAUUCGCGAUUUUAAAUGUACUAAAUUUGGUUUAAACAUUGCAACUUUCAAUGAAGCCUCGUUCUCAAGUUAUUGCCUGUGGGCAUUUGGCCUGUGGCUAUAGCCUGUGGGCAUUUGAAAAUGGUCUAGUUGAUUGGUUAUGUGUUUGAGAUAAUUUUAAAUAAUAAAAAUGGAACUGCUCUCCCUAAGGGACUCUUUGAUUUACAAAUUACAGUAUCUUAGGGAAGCAUGCCUUUGGGCCCUGCUUUAACUGUACCAUUAUGGAACUAAAGAAGAGUGAAUGUUCUUCGCCCUCGCCUCGUAAUUCUCCGGGAGAGCAGUUAUUCGGAAUAACGUUUUCCCAAUAUAUUAAACUCACAAGAGUACUAAUCCCAUACUCUUUUAAGACAUUUUCAAAUAUGUUUCCUUAACAGAUCAUCAAUCUUGGAGAGACAAUUUUACCAAGUAUGGGUAUUGAAGUGCUUAACGGAGAUUGGUUUUUUGACGAUAUUACUCCACGUGGUAUCUCGUUUGAUGGUUUUCUUCCUCAGGCAUGUAAGACACCGUUGGGGAACAUGAAAGAUUUUGAACUUAUCCAUACUCCAAUUACAAUGGCUAAUUUUCAAACAAGUGAAAUGCAUGAGAAAAAUCCGGGCCUAGCUGAAAUUCUUUUAACUGUCGCACCUCUCCAAUCCCCUAAAGAAGCUUUAUUCACCGAAUACAAAAUUGCCUUGGGAAACGAAUUGUGUAAGCCCUGCACAACUGAUGCCUGCCAUCAUGGAACACUAGUUACCCAAGCGGAGUGCCGAGCCAUAAAUAUCCUUCGGAAAGACGUUUCUCGUUAUGAAGAGUUAAUCACAGGACGCAACCCUUUCGACGAUGGAAAGUUGUACGACGUUAAAAAAGAAAUUUACCGUUUAACAGAUCGCGUGAUUGCAGGGCUUGCAAAAUGUUUCGGAAGUAAAAAAAGUGGAUCGUUUGAAAUCCUCGACGAACUCCAUCAAAAAGGAGUGCUUUCUUCAAUUGCCCGGGAGAACAUAGCAAGCGCUGCAGCUGUUGCAUUAAAGCUACGAAAUAUAACGUAUUUAGAAGCUGGAAAACAGGGAGAACAAAUAAACACCAACAGAGAUGAAAAGAAGAAUGAACCAGUUUACAAUAUGCCUAAAGAAAAAGAACUAUUCCAUUUUUUCUAUGUUACCAUUCCUUUGUAUGAUAAACUUCACCAAGUUUGCGAUCAAAACGAUCUUGAUUCCAUCUCCCAAGAAUUGUUCUUCGAUUAUUCUGACAAAGUAAAGGGGGAUAUAUAUUGCCGUUUGUUAAAAUACACCAGAGCUCUACAGUGUUACGACCAAGCUGUCGCAGUAAACCCGGGAGAUGUAAAGUUGCAGUUGUGUCGAUUUAGAGUUAAGUUUGUUGCAGAUAAUAAUUGUGAUAGUUCUUCCUCGAAAUGCGAACUAGAUGCCCUGCGUUUUUUGAUGUGCAAAAAAUACAAUCUUCCUGAAAAUAUUGAAUUGUUAAGUCACGCACUCUCUGAAUCAGAUUGCGAUAUAACGAAGGCAGACAAAGGGUUGAUUUUUGAAAUUUUAAUGCAAACGUCUCAUGUUCAUAUCCUAGAAGGUAACUUUGAGUUAGCUCGUGAAUUUAUUCAUCAAUGUCUAAUUGCAAAAAAUCUACUUGAUAUGGACGACUUGCAAACGUUAAUAGCGCGGACGCUGUGUUUGCAAAUACCCACAGUUAGACGUGAAUUAAAAAUUCAGGAAUUCGACAGCAUUAUUCGUUUAUUAACACGUUUCAUAGAAGACGAAGGUGUUAGUACAAAAGGCUAUAUUUUGCUCAACGAACUUGGUCAAAUCUUCCUAUUGCAAAAAAAUUACGACACAGCUUAUCAAUGUCUUAUGCGUGCGUUCUCCAUGGGGCUUCAUAUUUUUAGCAAGAAUGCAAAUUUUCUCAUGCUUCAAACAACAAUGUCGUUGGGUCAAGCUUCGUUAUCUUUGCUCAUGUACGACGAAAGCAGAUUUUACUUCGAACAAACUCUUCAAAUGUUCUCAUCUUGUGGAACAGCUUUGCAUGUGAUAGAAGGUGCUCUUCAUUUAAUGAUCGCAGAUGUAUGCAAUAUUACUAGUGACUAUUACAACGCUUUGUCACAUCUUCAGGAAUGCUUAGAGUCGUCAAGUGGAACAAGUCCGCACAAUACUGCUCUAGCACAUUGUAGUUUAGCUACCACAUGGUCUAGAUUAGGCGAAAGUGAAAAAGCUUGCAAGUCUGCGUUUGAUGCUAAAGAUUGUCUCCAAAAUAUCGUUGAUAUGGAAGCAAAAGCAAUGAUAGCGUGCGCAGUCGCUCAAACACUUGUCGAAGUGAAAAGAAGUGAAGAAGCAAUUUCUUUCCUAAAAGAGGAACUUCUUGCCCUCGAUCCUUCAAACUGCGAUUCUGAUCUUAGAGCGUUUUAUCUCCACACUCUCGCUCAAAUGUGCCAUGAAGAAGAAUUAACGUCCGAAGCUCUGCAUUACUACACUGAAUGUUUGGAAAUCUUAAACAUCAAGAAAGUUAACAUAUCUGGCAUUUUGAAUGCCCACUUGGCUAUUGCGAACAUCUUACACCUAACAGGCGCGCUAUCUGAAGCAAACUCGCAAUUAAACGAGGGAUGGAACCAUGUUUUAUCUAUGAGUGACAGUGAUGAAAAGAACGAAUUUAUGAAGAAGUUUGCCGAUUGUUGGGAAGAGAUGGGGAACAUUCGAGAAGCUCAAAAAUGUUACAGUGAAGUGCUCACUGCUCUAAGGUUCACGCACACAAGAAAGGUUCCAUUGUUUGAAUUUGAAUUGAUGGUAAAAUUAGGUGACCUUGCCAAGAUUGCGUCCAACGAAAAAGCAAGUUAUUUGUCGGCAGAACAACGCCAAAAGGCACAACGACUCCAUUAUGACAAGGCUGCCGCAAUGUUACGACGACAUUCAGCUUCGGGCAACUUUAAUUCGUCAACCAUUCUUCUUUUUACUUUGCUUGCUCACAAAUAUCGAUCGAUUGAUGUAUUUGAACAAGAAAAACUUUUGCUUGAAGCUUUACAAAUGUGUGAUGUAGUCUACCCGCGAAACGGAGUAUCUGAGAUAACUGUUGAUAUACUAUGUGAUCUAUCAGAUAUAUACUGGGAUCGAUCAAAUAUGUCAAAAUCUUCUGAUUACUACAUACCUGCAUUCAGAAUGGAAAUGGAAUUGCAUUCAUCAGAUCCAUAUCACCAACACAUCACGAUGAAGGUCCCAAUAUUAGCAAGCCUUCUUUUUGCGGAUUCAGAAAACAAAGAGAUUAGGAGUUUUGUCAAGCAAGUUGUCAAGUUCAUUGAAAGUGCACAAGGCCAAAUAGUUACCCACGAGCAAAAAGCCAAUUCUGCUAAUUCUUUUACAUCUCUGUCUUAUUUGUUCAUCUGUUUAGGCGAUCUGGCAAGGUCGAGGCUAUUUUACCAAAAGGCAAAUGAAAUUUUUGACAAACUAGAAAAAGGCAGACCUCCCAAUGACAAUACUUCUGACACAGCAAUCAAGGAAGUCAUUGGGAAAAUAUUGGAUAUAUUUCCAGAAUCCCCAGACUCAGAUGCACGUUUUUCUCAACUGUUUUCAAGUGGCCUCGUAGCAAGUUAUUUUCGUUCAAUGAAUGUAUCACCUUCAACAUCGAAAGAAGUGAGAAAAAUGCCCAAGUUUUCUGAACUAAGUUCAGCGUUUAAUUCUUUGAAAAUGACUGCGCCAAUCGAAUCACGCACACAUGGCAAUGACGCACGCGAUACCACAGUAAGAGAUAAUUUAUUGUCAACAAGCUAUCCUUUUCGUUCUGAAUCAAAUGAACUUGAAAAAUUGGGUCUAGUUGCCAAAUUUGAAACGGAUGAUUUCGAUAAUCAAAGUGGCUCAACCCAGAAACGACAAGAAAACAGAAAACUGGAAUCUGGCAAACAGGUGGACAUCAAUCAGGUCACUAAGCAAACUGGUGAGAAAUUGAAGCCAAGUUCGCUUUGCGGACAAGGUACGACGAAACAAUCAAUUGCUGAUGGUGACGAUAAAGAAUUACCAGAUCCUUUGACCAUUAUUUCUGGAUUAAAUGUGCUUGGUGAUUCUGUAAAAUAUGAUCUUCACUCAGGCAACUUGAAUCAAGCAAAGGAGACGAUGGAAUCUUUUCAUCAUUUGUUGGAGCCAGCUUUGGACAAGUACUGUCCUAAUCCAGCUGACGUUUUCAUUAGUGAGGCUCUUCGGUGCAAGGAAGAGAAGAGAAUGGAUUUGAUGCCCCCAUAUUUAGAGCUAUCUGCUCAGUUUACGUCUGAUAACAAGAAAAAGGCAGAAAUAUCCAAGUUGAUGGCAGAAUCCCACUUUAAUAGCAGAAAGUAUAAAAUGGCAACAAUCCAGUUUGUUGAAGCUGCAACUUAUUACUCCUGUCAUACUGAUACCGAUAGUGUGGUGGAUUACUUAGAAAUUUUGUCGGGGCUAACCAGAAGCCACAUGCGUUGCAAUGAUUUGGAAGACGCGCGGCGUGUUUGUGAAGAAGCAAUCGAGUUCACAUCUAGGUUAGAAUGUGGUUUGUUGAAGUUACAAUAUGAGGCAGAAUUCUUGUAUUUAGUAGUAACUUGUCUUAUGCGGUUGGCUAAGAUGAACAAGCAAACUGAAAACAAGGCUUUGGAAAAUGUGGCAUCCUAUUGUCGAAGAGGAAUCUAUGUAAUCGAAACCGCAGAACAACAGUUGGGGUCGAGCGAUGUAGUAGACGAACUUACUGGAGAUGUGCGGGGAAAAUUGUUUGCUUUCAAAUGUGAAAUUCAACUUUUGCUAGCCAAAUCAUAUUUGCAACUCGGAAGGAAUGAACUAGCUGAUACUAUUGUGAAAGAAAUGAGCGAAUUUCUACAAAAUAUUUCUGUCGUUGUUGAGAUGUUUUCUGAAGAAACCUGGCCAGGAGAUAAGAGUGAUUUUUCGAAAAUUCGCCGACGCAUGUUUUCCUGGAUUGGUCGUGCUCAGAUUUUGUCCGGCAGAACAGAACAUGCAAUUGGUUCACUUGAAGAAUCACUUUUGUUGUUUUUAUCAAAUGAUAACGUAGUUAAUGUUGAACAAGAGGAGUUUAUUGAUUUAUUGGAUGCAUUCACAGCUACCAAGAAAGUGAAGAACGAGAGCGAAAUCACGUCUUUUUAUCAAACUGUUCAAUUCUGUAAAGAGAAAUUCCAAGAAAAAAACAGUCAUGUUGAAGAACUCCUGACAUUUCUCCAAACUUUAGCAAGCUAUUACGUCGAAUGUGAGCGAACAGAAGAAGCGAUUGUUGUGUACGAAAUUAUGUUACCGGUAACCGAGUGCAUGGGAAGUUCGAUAGGGGAACGAUAUGGCCAUUCGCAGAUAUUACUGUCCUUAGGUAAUUGCCACCAGCGACAAGCUCUUGAACGUACGGGAAAAGGAACCAUCGAGGAGCGUCGUUUAGCUGAAAAAUGUUAUCAGAUGAAGCUGCAAACAAACGAGCCUGCUACACUUCUUAGAAAAGUUAAAUAUUUGGAGAUGCUAACUGCAGAAAACCGUCUUGAAGAGGCUAGUGGUAUUAUCGCUCAGAUAUUUGAAGUUGGAGACAAGAUAUGGGAUAUGAUGGUAAUAUUUCCGUACUCAUCACGCGAUCCUUGCGUUCAGAGUUACCUUUCAGAUCACGGCGAAGUCGCUACGACUGUGGGGUGCUGUGUUUACAGCACGCUUUUGCGCGUAUUUCUUGAGAUGGGAAAGAAAAAAGAAGCAGUAGAAACUUGUGAAGAACUAUCAAAACAAGGUCACGAUGUUGGCUUUUUGUUCAAGCGUCCUUCUUUCAUGUCAUAUCUUCUUGCUUACUGCCACAAAAUGUUGGUUUCGUCCCUUGAGAAGAAAGGCAACUUGCACUUUCAAGAUUCGGAUUUUCCGCUCUCGGACAAAAACGUCGCGCAAGUGUACUACGAAAUGGGUGAAUACGAGGUAGCGCUAGAAUACUGCAAGAAAGCUUUGUCGUCUGUUGGUUCUUCGCCUAGUGCAGUUCCUCAAGAUAUGGAUUUAGUUCAAAUGAAGCUUGAUUGUUUGCGCCUUGCUGGAAAUGCGUUGGUGUUGCUCGGAAAAGGAAACUAUGCCUAUUCAUAUUAUAUUUCGUUUCUGGAAUUGCUCGAAGCUCAUGAUGGGAUGUUGAAAAAAUCGUUUGAAAAUCAACAGAUUAUUCUUGGCAAGUACGAUUUUGCCAGUCUAUAUUUCGUGUACCGUUCCUUAGGGAUUCUGCUCUGCAGAGCUGGACAUGUUGAUGGGACAAUAAAAGUUUACGAAUAUUGCACUAAAAUCUUAAAUGCUGAUUACCAAUAUGGUCAUGAUUUAGUGGCAACACUGGCUGAGCUUUACCAAACCAAGGCUUUUGCGACAUUAGAUGACGACGAAACAGCGUACUCAAUGUGGCUUAAUAAAGCAAAAACAUGCUUUGAAAAUUACUUUGAAACAGAAGAUAAUCCGGAUCCAUUCGUAGAAACAGCAUUUGGAGCGCUCUUAUACCGGCUAGAAGAACACCAUAAAGCAAUUUUUCAUUUGGAAAACGUCAUUCAGAGAAAUGAUAAAACGAUAGUGAAGUUCAAUAGAGAAGACAUACCUUUGGUUGGUGUUCAUCUUGCACGAGAAAUUGAAGCGAGAAAAGAAAUUUUUCUGCCAUUGAAUAUUUAUGCGCGCCUCGUUGCAGCUUCUCUUUAUAGAAAGUUAAACAAGACUGACAAGGCCGAACAAGUUGUUUGUAAGAUGGAAAAUCUAUGCUCUGGGCUCAAGUCCGAUCCAAAUUACCCUUUAAUUCUUUCAGUCUUGGGUUAUGCACACAAAGAUAUUGGUAACGAUGAUAAAGCAGCCGAAAUAUUCCGAAGCGUGCUUGACGUGCAACCUGGUCAUAUUCCUGUGACAAUCGCACUGCAGAACUGUUUGUCUGCUGAUAAACAUGAGUCGAGCUAUUAAAUGUUAUAAUGUACCUUGACGUUUGUAUAUAAUUCAAUCAAUAUGAUGGAUACAAUGGACGAUUGACAUAAUGUGCCUUUAAAAGACGAUGCCUGCCAUUAUUGAUUUUUUAUAUUAGAUUAGUUGAAUUUUGUGUGUUUGGGCCAUAGAUUACUAACAAAACUUUCAAGAAAUAAAUGUACGCAACUUCACGCGACUUAUAGCGAUUGUUCACCCCAGUCGUCCCAAACGCAGCCUCAAAACAAUGUGAACGAAGGUCAAUGAAAAAUGAAGUGAUUCUGAUUCCAGAUGCAUACGGAUGCUUACCUACGGCUGUUCCGUUUCCAUAAAUGAACUCCCUGUCAGACGUGAAAUUCCAAAUUUAUUUUUAGAGCUGCAGCACGGAUAAAAUAUUAAAAAAACAUUUCACCACAGUCCGGUAGCUGGCGACAGCUGCAAAAUGCGCAGAGCCAAAUGGUCCUGACCUCACAUAGCCAUGACGCAGACCCAAAUGGUCCUGACCUCACAUAAUGAUCACAAUUUUUCAUCACUUCAUUUCACAUCAGCGAACGUCGGUUUUGUGCCAUCAUAUUACGCACAGGAAAUAUUGACCAUUUUUGCCUUCCUCCUUAAUCCAGUGGUAGAUUCAUGGCAAGAUGUAUUUCUGAAAGUUUGCCUGUUUAAUUGCCACCAAGCAAAGCAAAUGAAGUUCAAUGGUAAUUUGUUUAUUUCAGCGUUCGGUAUAGACUUCUUGGCGAACGUACUUACUUAAACCCUGAAAAUGGAAUUCUGGACGAACCUACUUGCACCAAGUAGUCCACCCUCAGUGGAUCAAAAAAGGUUAUCGACAAUCCUCCUUGAACGCACGAAAUUCUGGGCCGCUCUCCUCC